Molecule: messenger RNA, 558 nt
Organism: Striga asiatica
Lineage: Eukaryota; Viridiplantae; Streptophyta; Magnoliopsida; Lamiales; Orobanchaceae
Source: the annotation of a GenBank genome assembly
AUGCGGGUGGUACAAUCACCCGAAGCGGAUGCGAAGACAUCGGCGUGCCUAGGGUUCCACGCCGCUGAUCCUCACGCUCGCUGGCCGAUCGACGGUCCACAAUUUCACGGUGUCAUCCCACGACGCGCUCAGGAACGAGUCCUUCCGGACGGUGUUGAAGUCGACGCCGUGGCACUCGCGCGCGUGCUCGUGGAGCGAACGGAUCGGGUUGGCGGCCGGCGGCAGGGACGAGUCGUAGAUCUUGAGCGAGCCGUCGGCGACGGCGGCGACGAUGAGCGAAUCGUGGGAUUCCGACCAGCAGAGGUCGUAGACGCCGUCGGCGGUGUCGAAGGCCGCGCGCUCGGUGACGGUCGGCCCGAGCUGGAGAAUGUGGAGGCGGCCGUUGCCGAGUAUGCCGAAGUUCUGGGCGGUGGCGACGGCGAGCUGGUUCUCGUAGAAUGGGCUGAACUUGACGGAGUAGCCGUUGAAGGGGGUUUUGAAGACCGGCAUGGCGCGGCGGAUCGGAGUUAUUUGGUAGUCGAUUGGGUUAUCUCGGGAGUUUCGGCUUUAGGAUGUUAG